AUGGAGGAUCUGAUUGUUAGCGCAGCAGUUAGCGCACUCGCUCCUCACCAGGGCGACUCAGGUUCGACUCCCAGCUUGGGCGCAUGUAAAGAAACUGGAUGUCCUCGCGCGUUCCAGUGUGCCGGUCGUCAUGGAGCCUGUAUCAACGCAGGAAAGGUCUGUGAUGGCAGCAUGGACUGUCCAGGUGGAGAAGAUGAAACGAACUGCCCCCCCAACUGCCACCAUAUUAAAAUGACGCCCUGUACGGACCGGAAGUCGUGUGGACGGCCAUGUGACGGCAAGCCUGACUGCCCGGAUAUGAGUGACGAAAUUUUCUGUCCUGCUGAAUGCAAAUGCGGGGAGGGAUUCUACAUGUGUGAAGAAGAUAAGAAGUGCAUCCCUGUCGACCAAGUCUGUAACAAUGAAUCUGAUUGUAUGCUGGGCGACGACGAGGCCAAGUGCCCUCCCGGCUGCAAGUGUAACCCAGGGGACUACAUAUGUCUUGGUGGAAGUAAGUGCAUCCCUCGAGCUGAGUUUUGUGAAGAGCAAGGGGACACAGAUCCGGCAGAUGCAGACUGCCAGAUGGGAGACGAUGAAAACACCGGCUUCUGCAAUUAUCCGAUUGGUCCAUAG
This is a messenger RNA of Mya arenaria, 612 nucleotides long. RefSeq names its product low-density lipoprotein receptor-like. The transcript has 5 exons. The record is from RefSeq and is a predicted model, not a curated record. The coding region runs from base 1 to 612 and encodes 203 amino acids. Gene Ontology annotation, molecular function: protein binding. NCBI's taxonomy places the organism in Eukaryota, Metazoa, Mollusca, Bivalvia, Myida, Myidae.